Theobroma cacao (cacao) is the source of this 1538-nucleotide messenger RNA. RefSeq names its product zinc finger CCCH domain-containing protein 23. Gene Ontology annotation, molecular function: metal ion binding. Lineage: Eukaryota; Viridiplantae; Streptophyta; Magnoliopsida; Malvales; Malvaceae. The record is from RefSeq and is a predicted model, not a curated record.
GCUCCUCCUAGAAUCAGAGAACGAUGUCCAAAAAUGAUGAUCGGAGAACCAACCCGACCAAAUCCCACCAUCAAAAUCCCCGCGUGGGACCCAUUCAACGAUCCGGCGGCUAACUUUCCUUCCGUUAACUACAACUGUAAUGCACCCAACAGUCCUUGCCCCGUCGACUACCUCACGUCCCUCCACCGUUACCUUCCGUCAAACGACUUCGAGUCUGACUCGCUGAGUGAUGAUUCCGACUUACCGGUCGACGCAUUCUCAUGCGACCAUUUCCGUAUGUACGAGUUCAAAGUGAGGAGGUGCGCGCGUGGCAGGUCACAUGACUGGACUGAGUGUCCGUACGCCCACCCUGGUGAGAAAGCCCGAAGAAGAGACCCGAGAAAGUUCCAUUACUCUGGAACUGCUUGCCCUGAUUUUCGCAAGGGAAACUGUAAGAAAGGAGAUUCCUGUGAGUUUGCUCAUGGCGUUUUUGAGUGUUGGCUCCAUCCUGCUCGUUACCGAACUCAGCCUUGCAAAGACGGUACCAGUUGUAAAAGAAGGGUUUGUUUUUUCGCUCACACGCCGGAGCAGCUUCGGGUCUUACCCCAGCAGAGUCCGAGAGGAAAUGGGGCCGGUUCGGGUGAUUUGGAUUAUGUUGGAUCACCCAUACGCCACCGUCUAGACUUUGUUUCUUCACCAACUUCCAUCCUGGCUUCUCCUCCAAUAUCCCCGCCUUCCGAUUCACCCCCUAUGUCACCAAGUGGGUCAUUUAACUCUGCGAGUGAACUGGCUGCUUCCAUGCGUAAUCUGCAGCUUGGUAAGGCAAAAAUGACUGGUGCUUGUUCUUGGGGUCUGCAAAUGGGAUCAGGUUUCGGUUCUCCUCGGGGCUCCACUCUCCGAUCCUCGUUUUGCAGCUCUCCUUCAACUCCAACUCGCACACCCACCCGGUCUGGCCUAGGUCAGUUCGACCUCUGGGAAUGCAACGCUUUUGAAGAGGAACCUGCGAUGGAGAGAGUGGAGUCUGGGAGAGACUUAAGGGCAAGGAUGUAUGCAAAGCUGAGUAAGGAAAAUUCUCUGGACCGACUUGAUCCAACAGGAUCGGGUCCUGAUGUUGGAUGGGUGUCUGAGUUGGUGAAGUGAGUCUUAUUCUUUGGAAUGGACUGGAUGGUGGGGAAUGGGGACUCAGCUUCUGUUUUGAUUUAUUUUGGGAAAUUUCAAGAAAAUAUCGGUGGCCUUUGAUUCUUCUGACUUUGUGAAUAUUGAUGAUCGAUGUUUCUGAUUUGGAUAAUUUGCACUGUAAAUAGACGACGGGGAAAGAGAGAUCGGAGAAGUCUCUAUUUUGUGGUGCACUGCUUCUUUUCUUUAAGUUUUGUUAAUUGGGAAAAAAAGAAAAUUGCAACCUUUGUAUAGACAAGAAGGAUUUAUUAGGGCUGCCGAAAGAAUGGGUAGCGGUUUGUUUCUCAUUUUGUUUAUUAUGAAUCGUAAUUUCCUUUUCAUUUCAUCCUGAUUAUCUCUGUAAUUUCUGUUAUCAUGGCUAAUCAAUGUAAUAUAUUUCUUCA